GAUCAAAAAAAACGAUGAACAACAUGGAGGCAAGUUGUAUAUGCACUGUAGUUGGUCACCUGAAAGUAAAGAAGCUGAUGUAUACGACGAAGAAAUGUUCACUGUGUGAAAAGAAAGUUUUUUUUAAUGCCCUGAGAAUGGUUAAGUGCAUCGCGUGCAAUCGUGUGAUGCACAAAAAGUGUUUUACGAAGGCUAAAAAUCGGUUAGUACGCGCACCGUCCGGUGGUAUAGUGGUCAAUCAACCACUCAAUAAAAACACCACUACCUUGGCCACUCUGGACCAAAGUGGCCAAACAAUCGUUGUCGCUCCAACUCAUAAGGUAGGCAACCGCGGACAAGAUCCAGUGUUGAUAACUAAACUGUCGUGGCUGUGGAAUACGAACAAUUCGGCGGUGUUCAGGAUGAAAGUUGAAUUAAAACUCCCGGGAAAGUAUUACGUGGAGUAUUACAAACUAGACAUCAGAAAAGAACUGUGGAACGAUAUGUUGAUGGAUAUGAUGCCAAUAGAAGAAACAUAUGGACUAAGGCGUGGCAACGGUGAUCGGAUCGGAAAAGGGAAGAGGUUUAUGAAACAAAGCUUAUAAUAGUUACUUUACCUAAUUUUAUUAAUAUUACUUAUGUUCGUAUUACAUAUGUUCGCCUCCGACGCCGGCAUAUCGUCGAUCUAUCGUGACGUGUGUGCUGUUUUACUUUGUUUCGUUCACGCUGGUGCGCCUUUGUUGAUUCACGCCGUUUUUCUACCUUCCGCGUGAUUUUGCGAUGUCGUUGUGCGCUUUAUCUCGUGCGUGUCGUACUCUGGCCGCCAUACAUUUUUGCGAAGUUUUAAUAUCACCAUCGUGUGUUGUACCGCCGGGCGUGUUUUGCACCAUCGUCACGGCGUCGCUGUUCGUACGAUAUAUCGUUGUUCGUGGAGUGCCUGCCCGCUCUCGGCAGCAGGAAGCUGGCUGCACUGUCUUCGAUGGGAUUGAGUACACUACCGUGAUUGGCUGUAUUACAUUUUAUAUCUUGUAUUUAUGUUUAUAUUAUUAUCAUAUUUUCUGUAUUAUUAUUAUUAUA
Molecule: messenger RNA, 1056 nt
Organism: Sipha flava (yellow sugarcane aphid)
Lineage: Eukaryota; Metazoa; Arthropoda; Insecta; Hemiptera; Aphididae
Exons: 2
Coding region: 15-584 (189 amino acids)
Source: RefSeq, a predicted model, not a curated record